Molecule: messenger RNA, 972 nt
Organism: Nyctereutes procyonoides (raccoon dog)
Lineage: Eukaryota; Metazoa; Chordata; Mammalia; Carnivora; Canidae
Gene: MC3R
Product: melanocortin 3 receptor
Exons: 1
Coding region: 1-972 (323 amino acids)
Biological process (GO): G protein-coupled receptor signaling pathway
Cellular component (GO): membrane
Molecular function (GO): peptide hormone binding; melanocyte-stimulating hormone receptor activity
Source: RefSeq, a predicted model, not a curated record
AUGAACGCUUCGUGCUGCCUACUGUCUGCUCAGCCAACGCUGCCCAACAGCUCGGAGCACCUCGCAGCCGCGUCCUUCGGCAACCAGAGCGGCAGCGGCUUCUGCGAGCAGGUCUUCAUCAAGCCCGAAGUCUUCCUGGCGCUGGGCAUCGUCAGCCUGCUGGAAAACAUCCUGGUCAUCCUGGCCGUGGCCAGGAACGGCAACCUGCACUCCCCCAUGUACUUCUUCCUCUGCAGCCUGGCGGUGGCCGACAUGCUGGUGAGCGUGUCCAACGCCCUGGAGACCGUCAUGAUCGCCAUCGUCAACAGCAACUACCUGACCUUUGAGGACCGGUUCGUCCAGCACAUGGACAACGUCUUCGACUCCAUGAUCUGCAUCUCCCUGGUGGCCUCCAUCUGCAACCUCCUGGCCAUCGCCGUGGACAGGUACGUCACCAUCUUCUACGCGCUGCGCUACCACAGCAUCAUGACCGUGCGCAAGGCCCUGGCCUGGAUCGUGGCCAUCUGGGUGUGCUGCGGCGUCUGUGGCGUGGUGUUCAUCGUCUACUCCGAGAGCAAGAUGGUCAUCGUGUGCCUCAUCACCAUGUUCUUCGCCAUGCUGCUCCUCAUGGGCACCCUCUACGUGCACAUGUUCCUCUUCGCCCGGCUGCACGUCCAGCGCAUCGCGGCGCUGCCACCUGCCGACGGGGUGGCCCCGCAGCAGCACUCGUGCAUGAAGGGGGCUGUCACCAUCACCAUCCUGCUGGGGGUAUUCAUCUUCUGCUGGGCCCCCUUCUUCCUGCACCUCGUCCUCAUCAUAACCUGCCCCACCAACCCCUACUGCGUCUGCUACACUGCCCACUUCAACACCUACCUGGUCCUCAUCAUGUGCAACUCCAUCAUCGACCCCCUCAUCUACGCCUUCCGGAGCCUAGAGCUACGUAACACCUUCAAGGAGAUCCUCUGCAGCUGCAACGGCAUGAACCUGGGGUAG